GUUCAGAUUGAAUUCAUGAACGAUUUCGAAGUACAUAGACAAUAUGCAGAAGAUGACGAAGUAGAGGUUCUGUCGCUUCCAUACAAGGACGUAUCUUAUGGCUUUAUUCCUUGUCGUUGCUCAAAUUCUGAGGAGCUUUUCACUCAGGUUACAAUUCCUAAAAUGAAGAUCGAAACCGAUUUCGAUUUAAAACAAGCACUUAUGAAUAUGGGAGUCACCGAAGUCUUCAGUGAUAAUGCGGAUUUGAGUGGAAUAGCAAGUGAUCCGCCGCUGAAAGUUUCAGAGGCUGCGCAUAAAGCCAUUAUUGAGGUGGACGAAGAAGGUACCACAGCUGCUGCAGCUACACUUUUCAAAAUCGUCCCAAUGAUGGCGAUUAUGGAAAGACCGAAAUUAUUUGUCGCUGAUCAUCCGUUCAUGUUUCUUCUUACCAAAAAUAACAAUCCUUUGUUCAUUGGACAGUUUGUAUGA
This is a messenger RNA of Angiostrongylus costaricensis, 468 nucleotides long. NCBI's taxonomy places the organism in Eukaryota, Metazoa, Nematoda, Chromadorea, Rhabditida, Metastrongylidae. The record is from the annotation of a GenBank genome assembly.